AUGUCUACUCUCGCCUCUGACCGGGGCUUCGAGCUCGUCUGGGUCAAUGCUUCGCCCACUGGCCCCAUCGAACGCACUCGUCACGAUCCGAGGGACUACUCGGCCACUCGUAUCCCACUCGGAAAGUCCAAAACUAUCUCUCGCUCCCCCGCCGAAACUACCGCCGCCCCCGUCAAUGACCUCGGCGACUCGAUCUAUUUCCCCGGCGCCAAGGUUGUCUCUCGCGAGCAUGCAGUCUUCGAGUGGCAGGACGGUUUCUUGAUCGUUAAAGAUCUCGGCUCGACUCACGGUACCUUUGUCGCUCGACGUCAGGCCAAAUUUUCCGAAAGCGAUGUGAUCACCGAGACAGCUCCGCUCGCUGGCAAGAAGCGGGUCGAAGGCAUCCUCACGGUUCAGGACGGAGACCUGAUUGAAUUUGGACGAGAAUGUCGUCGAUCGGACAACGUCUAUCACCCCGUCCGGUGCUACCUCCGCGUUGCUCGCCAACCCGAUCCUACUCCGAGCAUUGCUCCUUUUGCCAGGAGUGGUGCAAUCAGCGUCCCGGAUGAUGUUCUCGAUUCCGACUCGGACAUUGUAAGCAUCACCGGCGACGCUUUCAACCGCAUUCAGGUCCCCGCAUUCACUGGAGGGCUCUCGUUCCACAAGGGCAUCGACGCUACCGUGGCUCCUGUAACCCCUACGCCUAUGGCAGAGACGCUGCGCGAAGUAGUUGACCUGACCAGUGACGAUGAGGCCAUUGGCGCCAGCGACGGAGAUGGCACUUUCGACUCGGAAGUCUCGGAGGACGAGCACGCCUAUGAUUCGGACGCGGCGGCCUCCGAGGGUCACGAUGGGCUCGGUGAAGAGUUCUUCGACGACGACACCGACUCUGGAUCUGAUAUCGACGACCCCUUCGACUUUUCCACUGUCCCUUGGCGCCACGAGAUCCAUGAGGUUGCAUGCGAGCAGGAGGAGCUCCGCCGUGAAGCACUCGAUGCUCGAAGCCAGGGCGAGGCCUACAUGGCCGGAUACAAGACAGCUCAGACUCCAGACUCGCCAGCUACUUCUGUCGAAGCCGAUUCUCCACUCCUCGGCGCUGCGAAGGAAAGAAGCCUCAGUCCCCUUGCCUCUCUCUCGACGCAAGUCGAGAGCUCGGAGGUGGAGGCCUCUGCUCCUCACGAUGCUGCUUUCGCCCUGGAGGAGCCUGACAACGCUGAUCAUCCGGGCCAGGUCGCCCCUGUCUUCUCUUCGCCCCAGAAGCGAAAGCUUGACACUGAAGAAAUUACGGAUGCCACCGUAGAGAGAGCUCAGACGCUUACUGCGACGGUCUCUGCCGCUGUUGCACCUCCGACGUGCGGCGAAUCGCCGGGUACAAGCACCGUUGUUCCAGCGAUCACUUCCCUUGCCACCUCGCCCAGCAAGAAGAUGCGCUUCUCGGAUGAUAAAGCCCAAGACGACGCUGCUCCCGCCGACAGAGCUCCAUCUCGAGCCCGCAAGAUCCGAACGAUCGCAGCAAAGACCAUCCAGGUCACCAGCCUCCUCUCUGCCGGAUUCUUGGCCGGAUCGCUGUUUACUUUCAAGAGCUUGAUGAAUGCCGCUGCUGCUGCCAACGCUGCUGGACACGGCAAGUAG
Sporisorium graminicola is the source of this 1611-nucleotide messenger RNA. RefSeq lists its product as uncharacterized. Bases 1 to 1611 code for a protein of 536 amino acids. Gene Ontology annotation, molecular function: protein binding. The transcript has a single exon. The record is from RefSeq and is a predicted model, not a curated record. NCBI's taxonomy places the organism in Eukaryota, Fungi, Basidiomycota, Ustilaginomycetes, Ustilaginales, Ustilaginaceae.